Aspergillus alliaceus is the source of this 4233-nucleotide messenger RNA. RefSeq lists its product as uncharacterized. Gene Ontology annotation, molecular function: fatty acid synthase activity. Gene Ontology annotation, biological process: fatty acid biosynthetic process. NCBI's taxonomy places the organism in Eukaryota, Fungi, Ascomycota, Eurotiomycetes, Eurotiales, Aspergillaceae. The record is from RefSeq and is a predicted model, not a curated record. The transcript is spliced from 5 exons. The coding region runs from base 1 to 4233 and encodes 1410 amino acids.
AUGGGCGUGAACUCAGACGACUAUGGAAAACUUCUAGAAGACUUGCCUCACGUGGAGCCGUGGAUGGGCAUUGGGACCGCCUAUUGCGGCGUUGCCAAUCGAAUAUCUUACCCAUUUGAACCUGAUGGGACCAAGUACUGCGAUAGAUGCUGCUUGCGCAUCCUCACUAGUCGCCAUCCAUUUGGGAAGAUAGCCGGCGCUUUAUCCUCCGAUGGCCGUUGUCACUCAUUUGAUGAUGCAGCAAACGGCUACGGUCGUGGUGAAGGAGCAGUUGUGGCUAUUCUCAAAGGUAUGGCAGAAGCGGUCAUGGAUGGUGAUCACAUUCUGGCUGUCCUUAAAGGGACGGCCGUGGCCCAGGAUGGGCAUACGAACGGAAUCAUGGCCCCCGACCAGAAAGCGCAAGAGCUGGUAGCGAGAAAGGCGCUGGAAAUAGCUCGGGUUGACCCGAACACUGUCGAUUACGUGGAGGCCCAUGCGACUUCGACACCAGUGGGUGAUCCAACAGAGGUAUCCGCAAUUUCUACUGUGUAUGGGAAGGGUAGACGUCCAGAUAAGCCAUGUUACAUUGGGGCAGUCAUGUCGGUACAGAAGGGCAUUUUACCCCCUCAAUCCAAUCUCAAGACACUGAACACCAAGGUGGACUGGAGUGAGGGGGUGCCAGUGGUGCGACAGUGUGAAGAAUGGCCGGACUCGGGAUACCCACGCCGUGCAGGCGUAUGUUCCUAUGGAUACGGCGGGACCGUCUCUCACGGAAUUAUUGAGCAGUAUAUCGAGCCAGAUCCACCGAUCAGCUCGAAGGAACAAUGGCCAAAGAAGACCCAAAUUCUUCUUCACUCAGCGCCGCAGAGAAGGCAACUCGAGAUCCAAGCAGCCACACACGUCAAGUGGAUAUCCAUUGAUGGAAAGCAACAUGACCUGGGGUGUGUUGCAACCACACUGGGAACGCGUCAAAAUCACCGCAAGCACCGGGCUGCAUUCGUUAUUGAAAGCCACGACGAUUCAGCAAGGAAGCUAAGUGCUUUUGCCUGCCAGUCCCCUCUAAGGUGGAGCACAUCAGGUGGAAUUACAGAGAGUGACAGUAAGCCUGUGGUCUGGGUAUUCUCGGGACAUGGCGCUCAAUGGGCAGACAUGGCCCAAGAACUACUUCGUUAUUCGAUUUUUCGGAGUGUUGUUGAUUCAGUCGACACAAUCGUGCAGGAAGAGAUGGGAUUUUCAGCCAUUCAGGCGAUGAAGUCGGGGGUACUUGGCGGCUCGGACCAAGUCCAAGUUUUGACCUACCUCAUGCAAAUAGGACUGAGUGGGGUCCUGCGUUCCCAGGGCGUCAGUUGUAAUGCAGUCAUAGGCCACUCGGUUGGAGAGAUUGCAGCGUCAAUUGCAGCGGGGUACAUUACACCUAUUGAAGGAAACCUUACCAUCACUAGGCGUGCGAAGCUCCACCGUCGUUUUAUGGGAGCUGGAGCCAUAAUUCUAGUUCGUGCCUCCUUCGAGGAAAUGACAAGGGAGAUCAACAUUCAGGAUUCCGGAAGCCUUGUGGCAGCGAUAAUCUCGUCCCCAUCGUCGUGUGUUGUCUCAGGACCAAAAGAAGAGGUCGAGAUUUUCGGGGAAAAUCUCAAGAGCAAAGACAUUAAGAUAUUCCGCGUGGAUACUGAUAUUGCGUUUCAUCACCCUAUACUUCCUGCGGCCGCAGAGGAUCGCAAGCGGCUCUUCUUAGAGAUCUCACCGCACCGUAUAGUUUCUCAUUCAAUUGAGGAAACUUUGCUCGAUAUUGGCGUUGGAGAUUUCAUCGUGACAAACACCAUGCUGCGCGAGACACCAGCGGAGAGAACUAUCUUGUACAGUAUGGCUCAGCUUCAUUGCCAAGGGGCGAAUGUCGAUUGGAAUCAACAUAUGCGAGAUACCUGGGCUCCUAACGUACCCACAACAACCUGGAAUCACCGGUCAAUAUCCAGGCAGAUCCAGGCACGGUCUGAAGAAUCAAGUAGAGUGCAUGAAGUCGACAAGCAUAAUCUUCUCGGCCAGAGAACUAGUGUCGCGGGCGAUGACAUUAUUGUCUACGAAACAAGGCUUGAUAGACAGACAAAGCCAUUUCCAGGGAGGCGUCCGGUGCAUGGCUGUGAGAUUGUCCCGGCCGCUGUCCUGGUGAAUACUUUCCUUCAAGGGACGGGAGCUCGAGUACUCUAUAACCUUUGUUUGCGUAUACCUAUUGCUGUCAGCGAGCCCCGUCAGGUUCAGUUAAUCGUGCAAUCGAAUCAGUCCCGCCUAUGUACCUGCCUCGUUGAAAACAAUGGUAUCGAAACCGGCAGUAACUGGCUGACGCACACAACAAGCUACUGGACUGCCGAACAAGAUGAGCAACCGACCACCAAAAUAGUCAACAUUGAAGCAGUCAAAGCCCGUAUUAACAACAAGCUCAAAAGCAGCUUCAGCAUCGGGUGCCUUGCAUCUGUUGGGGUCUCAGAUAUGGGCUUCCCAUGGGCCGUCACUGAGCAUCAUGGUGACUUGGAUGAGAUGGUCGCUCGGGUGGACGUAAGCCCCAACAGUAACAGUGGCAAAGCGCCUUGGGAUACACAUCCUUGGGCACCAAUCUUAGACUCGGCAACAUCAGUGGCAUCGACAUUGUUCUUCGAUAUGCCCCGCCUCCGGAUGCCUGCUCAUGUCGAGGAGGUGAGGAUCCUAGUUCAACAGCCACCUCCAAAGAUAGCCUUGCUGUAUAUCAAAAAAGCCACGGAUAGUGAUUAUACGGCACAUAUCAGUAUCCGCAAUGGAGAUGGAACAGUCCUCAUCCAAGUAAGCUCAAUGAGGAUUUCGGAAAUUGACGGAACAUCUGAGAAUAGAGGCAGCCUGGAUGGACUGGUCCAUCAGCUGGCGUGGUCACCUGCAACCUAUAGCGAAAGCCCCCUGCACAUCAACCAUAUUGUUCUCAUGUCCAGAAAUGAGGUAUUGGCUAAUAGUUACGUGGCCUCUAUCGAUCGUGAAACGCAGACAGUCACCGUGCUAACCAUCCCAGAGGGGUUGAGUGAACUCGCAGGAAGUGUAAGUGUUUUGAAUCAGAAGAACGCAAUAAUUACCUAUAUCCCUGGGUUUAUUUCCAGUCCUGGUGGCAUCUCAGCUGCCUCGCAAGAGUUUGUCUCUGAUCUUUUGGAUCUCGUGAGAUUCAUCUCUAUCUCCGCACUCACAGUGAAGGUCUUUGUACUUGCUCAGGGGGUGCUAAAGGCCGAAUCGGUCACAUCACUGGCUCAGACGCCUCUGCACGGGCUCUCACGCAUCAUUGCAUCAGAGGUUCCAGACACUUGGGGGGCACUAAUUGAUUUAGAGGUGCCGGCAUUUCCAUUGGCCAUUAUUAAAUAUAUUCAACAAACCGACAUAGUUCAGGUCUCGGACGGCAUUCCGCGUGUUGCCCCUCUACGGCCAAUACCACGCAGCAAAGCACUACCCCCUCCAGAGCAUCAUUCACUUCUCCCUCACCCUUCAGGAACAUACUUGAUCACUGGCGGUUUAGGAGAUUUAGGUCUAGCGACUGCAGAAUCCCUUGUCCAAAAAGGAGCACGCCGAACCAUUCUAGUCUCCUGUCGUCCACUCCCCCGUCGAAGAGACUGGGCUUCUGUUGUCCACUCGUCCUCGUCAAUGGCACCUGCCAUCCAAAAGAUCCAAUCAAUGGAGACUCGCGGAGCUACUAUUCAGGCAAUCUCAGUGGACAUAGCAUCGCAUAAUGCAGUCUCACAACUUUCCAGUCGCAUAGAUGACCUAUUCCUUCGGGCGCGUCCUUGCCCAAAAGUCGCAGGCUCACUCACCCUAAACACGCUAUUCCCGCCGAACAUAUUAGAUCUCAUGGUCCUGUUCUCCUCGUGUGGCCAAUUUUUUGGUUUCCCUGGGCAAGCAUCGUACGCUUCCGGCAACGCAUUUCUCGAUGCUCUCGCGACUUAUCGCUCCCAGGGAGAUAAUACUGUCGCUAUGCAGUGGACAAGCUGGAACGAGAUAGGCAUGGCGACUAGCUCUGCGUUUGUCAAAGCCGAGCUCGCGACCAAGGGAAUCACGGGCAUCUCUCGGGAAGAGGCAUUCCAGGCCUGGAUGCACAUCUCCAAGUACAACAUUGAUCACGCUGUAGUACUCCUAGGCCAUACAUUAGAGGAAGGGGAGCCACUGCCACUUCCCAGCCCGCUACUCGCUGAUAUUGCAAUCCGGAAGAUAUCUUCAUAUCUCAUCCCACCACCAACCCCCAUUAGCUGCUUCUAG